This is a messenger RNA of Sander lucioperca (pikeperch), 1910 nucleotides long. RefSeq names its product WD repeat and FYVE domain containing 2 (gene wdfy2). The transcript is spliced from 12 exons. The record is from RefSeq and is a predicted model, not a curated record. Bases 179 to 1381 code for a protein of 400 amino acids. Lineage: Eukaryota; Metazoa; Chordata; Actinopteri; Perciformes; Percidae. Gene Ontology annotation, molecular function: protein binding; metal ion binding.
GGUGUCUGGUGUGGUGUCAGCUGACUGGCAGCAUCUCUGGCAGCCGUCACAACACUGUGCUACUUGUUGACAGUUAGCUAGCAGCUACUAGCCAAGGCUUUGCAGUCGGACCGGGGGGGGGGUGGGUUAUGUUUCGCGGAGCCAGAACCGUAGACGGAGGUUAGGGCACCACCAACUCAUGGCGGCCGAAAUUCAACCCCAACCGCAGGCUCGGAAGCCAUGUCUACUCAGCAAAAUCGAGGCUUUCCAAGACGUUGUGAGCACAGCGGUCAUCAUUCCCAAGGAAGACGGCGUUAUUAGCGUGUCCGAAGACAGGACAAUUCGGGUAUGGCUAAAGAGAGACAGUGGCCAGUACUGGCCCAGUGUCUACCACACUAUGUCAACAUCAUGCUCCUGUAUGUCCUUUAACCCAGAGACAAGGAGGCUGUCCUUGGGGAUGGAUACUGGAAGUAUCUGUGACUUCAUCCUGUCAGAAGACUACAAUAAGAUGACCCCAGCAAGCACCUACCAGGCCCAUCAGGGCAGAGUGACCGUGGUCCUGUUUGUGUUGGAGAUGGAGUGGCUUCUGAGCACCGGUCAGGACAAAAAUUUCAACUGGCACUGCUCAGAAAGCGGCCAGCAGCUGGGGACGUAUCGCACCGCCGCCUGUGUUUCAGGACUACAGUUUGAUGUGGAGACCAGACACGCCUUCGUAGGGGACCAGUCUGGUCAGGUGACCAUCCUGAAGCUGGAGCAGGACAGCUGCAGCCUGGUCACCACCUUUAAGGGACACACUGGUAAUGUGACGGCGCUGUGCUGGGACCCGGUCCAGAGGGUGCUGUUCUCCGGCAGCUCAGACCACUCCAUCAUCAUGUGGGAUAUCGGAGGGCGCAAAGGCACCGCCAUCGAAAUGCAAGGACACCAUGACAAGGUUCAGGGCUUGUGCUACGCCUCACACACUCGUCAGCUCAUCUCCUGCAGCUCAGAUGGAGGCAUCGUCAUCUGGAACAUGGAUGUUACACGACAAGAGACCCCAGAGUGGUUGGACAGUGACUCCUGUCAGAAGUGUGAGCAGCCUUUCUUCUGGAACUUCAAACAGAUGUGGGACAGCAAGAAGAUCGGCCUGCGACAGCACCACUGCAGGAAGUGUGGCCAGGCCGUGUGUGGCAAAUGUUCGUCCAAACGCUCCACCAUCCCCCUCAUGGGAUUCGAGUUCGAGGUGCGUGUGUGUGACAGCUGCCACGAGUCCAUCACCGACGAGGAUCGAGCGCCCACAGCCACCUUCCACGACAGCAAGCACUGCAUUGUUUACAUGCACUAUGAGCCCACCACUGGGAAUCUGCUCACCUCUGGCACCGACAAGGUUAUCAAGCUAUGGGACAUGACUCCUGUGGUGUCCUGAGAUCUGUGGGCGACCAGCGGUCGGCAGGAAACUCUGUUCACCUCUGUUUGCCGGUCGCACUUGGAAGAGAAAGAGAGUAGCAUAUCCAACAAUAUUGAUGUCAUCGGGAUAAUAUUUAACAGUUAUUCAACAACAAGCAGUGGCUGUUGCGUGUUCACAGUGAGGACACUGCAGGCCGGUGAAGCCUGGGAACAGGACAGGCCUUGGUUGACACAAGGUUACAGACGGUUGUGGGUGUUUGUUUGUGUGAAGGGUGCUGUUUGGUGGGGGAUCUCUCUGUGUGUAUGUGUGUGAGUGUCUGUAUUGUAUAAGAGUGUGUUGGUAGGGUGGAAGAAUUUGACUUUAUAAGGAAUUGACACACCUUAUUUACUUAAUUUUCAUGCAUUCCUGAAGCUUUUCAGACUGGAAACUCACGAAACAGUAAGUGAAAUAUUUCUGCACUGUCACUGGAUACCGUGAUACCCACACUUUACAUUUUGUAGAUGUGAAGCACGUUAUGGAACUGGACUAACUCACUCACAAACUCAAA